AUGUAUUUUGGACCAUUACGGAUUACUCUUAGAGAUACUUUAAUUUUAAUACUUUUAGUUAUAUUUAAUACAAUUCACGUUACGGAUUUAGCUAAUAAUGAUAUGGAUCUCCAAAACAAACAGAGCAAGACUAAAGAUGAUGGGAAAAAUAAAAUUGUGAAUUUUAAUAGCAACGAAGAUUAUUUAAAGAACUGCCCAAUAGAUCAGGAGAACAUGCCAGAGUGUUCAUCAUUAAACUAUCCCUGCAUCAAUUGUGUGAGAGAUAUAGACUGCAUUUAUGGUGGUACAUACAACUACACUUGUACUGUAAAAACCAAAGUUAUAUGUAAUGGCUCCAAAACUUUUAACAGAACUGCAAUGUGUCGCUUCUGCUAUCAGACUGAAAAGUGGGAGCAUCGCUGUGAUCAGAAGGCCAACUGUAAUUCACUGGCUUCUCCUACCAAAUAUUACUUAACCAACUGCACAGUCUCCGAUGAUGUCUUGUGCUUGGGAAAACGAAAAUUUCUUCGAAAAAUAAAAUGUUCAUGGACAUCAGGAACAAAAUGGGGGACGGCGCUCGUUCUAGCAUUAACAUUAGGUGGUUUUGGUGCUGAUAGAUUCUAUCUCGGACACUGGCAGGAAGGUUUAGGCAAGUUGUUCAGCUUCGGAGGACUUGGCGUUUGGACGUUGGUCGACGCUCUGCUCAUUGGAAUACACCAUCUCGGCCCGGCUGACGGAUCUGUCUUUAUUUGA
Messenger RNA from Danaus chrysippus (African queen), 732 nucleotides. Lineage: Eukaryota; Metazoa; Arthropoda; Insecta; Lepidoptera; Nymphalidae. The record is from the annotation of a GenBank genome assembly.